GUCAAUAGUUUCACUAAAUACCCGAAGGUGUAAUUUAUUUUUCCAAUUACAUUUUGACAUAUUGUUUUGUAUACCAAUUUUGUGGCGCCAUCUUGUACAAUCUGUCACAUUUUGGUUUCAAUCUUUUCUAGUGGCGUUGUUUUCACAUUUAUUAUAAAUAUUUUAAAUAUUAAUUUUCAAUUGCAACGUUGAUAUUAUAAAAUACGAGAUAUGGACUAUUUAUAAGUAUUGUGAUUAAUAUUUAAGUCACAUAGUGAUAGUGAAAACUUACGGCAUCAACAUGACAGCAAUUUCUGCACCAAGCCAGACGAAAAAUACUACCACGGUGACUACGACAAAACCACAAAAGAACUAUGGGAAGAUUAUUCUCACUCUCUACAAUUGUUUAUUACCAGAAAAUGUGUUUAAAGAGACCCCUUCACAAACUGAUGGAUUGGACAUUGAGACUGAAACGGACCUUCGUAUUUUGGGUUGCGAACUAAUCCAAACAGCUGGUAUAUUGCUAAAACUUCCGCAAGUGGCCAUGGCUACCGGACAGAUAUAUCUCCAACGAUUCUAUUAUUCAAAAUCCUUUGUCAGAUACCCUAUGGAAACCAUGGCAAUGGGAAGCAUCUACUUAGCUUCGAAGGUCGAAGAAAAACCAUGUAGAAUUCGAGACGUGAUAAAUGUAUUCCAUCAUAUUAAACAGGUGAGAUCUCAGAAGACCAUAACCAUAACUCCACUUAUAGUCGACCAAAAUUAUAUCGAGAUGAAGAAUCAGGUUAUCAAAGCAGAGAGAAGAAUACUCAAAGAAUUAGGAUUUUGUGUACAUGUUAAGCAUCCACAUAAGCUUAUAGUAGUAUAUUUGCAGCUUCUGCAGUAUGAAAAGAAUAGACCACUAAUGCAAAUUUCAUGGAAUUAUAUGAAUGAUGCAUUAAGAACUGAUGUAUUCAUGCGGUUCCCUCCAGAAACAAUUGCAUGUGCUUGUAUUUAUUUGACGGCGCGGAAAAUAGGUUUACCAUUACCGAACAACCCACAUUGGUUCUUAUUAUUUAAGGUAACAGAAGAAGAUAUAAGGGAAGUAUGCCAUAGGAUCUUGCAGUUAUACAAAAGGCAAAAAGUGAAUCCAGAGGAGUUAGAAACAAGAGUAGAUAUGUUAAAGAAAAUUUAUCAGGCCAAUAAACACAUGCAAGCACAAAAAGACCGUGAGAAUGCAAAAGCUGAAGAGAAAAAGUUGGAGUCACCUACAGCAUCAACUUCGAAGGAUGUUAGGAGGGACUCAAAGAAGGAGAAAUCUCCUAAGACACCUCCAUUAUCAUCUAAGUACCACAGCAGUCACAAAUCUAAGAAGGAGAGAAGAUCCCGUUCUCCAUAUGAUCGUAAACGUGAAUACUCAAGUAAAAGGCAUAAGUCUCGGUCUAGGGAUAGGGAUAUAGAUCGCUCUCGAGAACGUAGGUUAGAUGAUAAACGGAGUAGAGUUUCGUCAAGAAAGUAUGACGAUUAUGAACGCUCAAAAUCAAGUAGAGACAGUAGAGAUGAUAAACGGAAGCAUUAGUUUUAUGAUAUUGCAUUUAUUUUAAAUAUAGAUAUUGUAAAUUCA
Galleria mellonella (greater wax moth) is the source of this 1579-nucleotide messenger RNA. RefSeq names its product cyclin-L1 (gene Ccnl1). Gene Ontology annotation, molecular function: cyclin-dependent protein serine/threonine kinase regulator activity. The record is from RefSeq and is a predicted model, not a curated record. Gene Ontology annotation, biological process: regulation of transcription by RNA polymerase II. Gene Ontology annotation, cellular component: nucleus. The coding region runs from base 281 to 1534 and encodes 417 amino acids. The transcript has a single exon. Lineage: Eukaryota; Metazoa; Arthropoda; Insecta; Lepidoptera; Pyralidae.